AUAGAAGAUCGUAUUGUUGGUACUGCCUCUAGAGACUUUGGUACCUUGAUCCAGCAAAGCCAUGAUAUUGAGAAUGUUUGCAUAAAGAACAGGAAGAGGAAGACGGGAGAGCUUGAGGUGAAGGGAGCUGGUAGCUUCAUUUCCUGGAGAGACAUGAAUUUUGGAGGAAAAGGCAAAGGGAAGCAGUUAUCUGCUAGGCAGGCGCUGAACCAGUUCAAGUGGACUUCGACUCAGGGAAGUGCAGUUAGACAUUCCACUAUUCCCAGGUGUACUGGAUGUGGGAGAUCACAUGUUGGGCCGUGUGCCACCGACCAAAUCAUUUGUUUUCAUUGUGGCAAGGAGGGCCACUAUGCCAGAGAUUGUCCUUCAUCAGCUGCUAGAGCUGCAAUAGUUCAGGCGGUUCCUUUACAGAUGAUUCCUACUCCACCUACAGCGGCACCUGUCGUGUCACCAGCCAUGGGCCGAGUUUACACCUUGGAUCGGCAGCAGUCGGACAGAGCUCCGAACCUUGUAAGAGGUACCAUUUCCAUUGGUGGUUGUGAUAUUGAUGUAUUGUUUGAUUCUGGACUGUGCACUCUUUCAUCGUGA
This is a messenger RNA of Gastrolobium bilobum, 588 nucleotides long. RefSeq lists its product as uncharacterized. Gene Ontology annotation, molecular function: zinc ion binding; nucleic acid binding. NCBI's taxonomy places the organism in Eukaryota, Viridiplantae, Streptophyta, Magnoliopsida, Fabales, Fabaceae. The record is from RefSeq and is a predicted model, not a curated record. The transcript has a single exon. The annotation marks the transcript as partial.